Ostertagia ostertagi is the source of this 813-nucleotide messenger RNA. Lineage: Eukaryota; Metazoa; Nematoda; Chromadorea; Rhabditida; Trichostrongylidae. The record is from the annotation of a GenBank genome assembly.
AUGAUUGUGGUGUGGCUGAAGUUCUGGUGUUGUACUAACUCGAAUUUGUCUAGGUAUGGACCUCGCUUCUGCACUAAUAAAAUGUGGAAGCGCAACAACACGGCUUUUAAGCCGAAUAUAUACACCUGUAGCGACCUCAGUUCAAUUCGCAUCUGGAAGAUGGUACCCUCAACCUGCUUCGAGAAGACGAUCAUAGCUGUAAGGAUAGGUUUUCAUCAUGCAAGAAAUAAGGUCUCCUGCUCAUCAAGGCAACAUUUCUGCUCGAAAGUGACCACGACAAACUCGGAUAUAGUUGUGUCCACCUCGCAAGGGGACAUACGACUAAUAAAGGAAAACGCUGCUCCGGUGUACUACAAGCCAAAAGGCGAAGGAAAGACUGGUUUCGAGUAUGAAAUGUCCAAACAUCGGACACGCCCUCCAUGUAUGGGUAUUCAUCGGCGAACGCGACUGAACGUAGUGGACAACUCAGCUCUCGGUAAAGAAGCUCAUACCUCUGGAAAACGCGCGUACUGUAUUGAUGUUUACAAGCAAGGCCGACGCAAGAAGCAUCUACCACAUGCGACCCUUGGCGACAAGAUUCUUGUUGCCAUUCGCGGUCAAAUGCGAAAGGCCUACGUUGUCGGAGCGAACACUCAUGUUCAUCUACGCAAGCACGGAGUUCCUGUCACUGAUACCAAUAAUAUUGUAUUGUUAGAUGAGGAGGGAAAUCCACUAGGAAAUCGAAUAACUGCACCGAUACCGGUCAAGCUUUUAGAAAACAAGAAUAAAGCACAGUUUGCUAAGGUUCUAGCGUUAGCCAACAAAUUUAUCUGA